Molecule: messenger RNA, 894 nt
Organism: Habropoda laboriosa
Lineage: Eukaryota; Metazoa; Arthropoda; Insecta; Hymenoptera; Apidae
Product: PEST proteolytic signal-containing nuclear protein-like
Exons: 5
Coding region: 415-894 (159 amino acids)
Biological process (GO): protein ubiquitination; proteasome-mediated ubiquitin-dependent protein catabolic process
Cellular component (GO): nucleus
Source: RefSeq, a predicted model, not a curated record
UUGUAUUCGACAUACUUCUGUGUACUGAGAUAAACCAGACAUACUGCAUGUAUGUAUAUAAGAACAAAAGGAAUCAAAGUGAACGUGUUAGUUAAUAGUUCGAUCUAAUAGGAUUCAGAUUGCGUUCCUCAUUACACAGGAGAAAUGUAAUCGAACGAGAUGAAAGUUCAGUUUUAACGUUUGCUUUAAAUAAUCACACCAGGCACGUUUCGAUGCGCACACUUUGCACCAAGUUUUCAUGGUUUACGAUGUACUUCCAUUCCGAGUCUUUCGUUACGCCUAACUUGGGGAAUAUAAUUUUUUCCUGAAGUUGUGAAAAGGGUAAGAAUACUAGCGUGAAGUAUACUGCAGUUACUGGCGUUAAACUGCUUCAGUUCGGUCGAUUUCGCAUUGCGUCCAAAGAAAAUCAGAAAAAUGUCGAAGAGGAAUCCAGGGGACGAAUAUAGAAAAGGGUCAAGUGUGUACAGAGCAGAGGACUCCAGGGGAGAUGACAGAGGAAGGGAUCGGUCUCCAAUUAGAUCAGAUGACCGUUGUGAGGCUACCAAUUACAAUCAGAAUGAUGCAAAGAAACAGAAGCUAGCAUUUGGAUUUGGGAAGAAAAGUGGGACAGACCAAAAGAAGGGUAUUCAGAUAAAAUUAGGUUCAACAUCAAAACCUACAGUAAAAGCAACACCAGUCCAAAGGCCAACAGUAGCUUCUGUAUUCAAUGCAGAUGAAGAAGAUGAACCUGAAGAAAUGCCAGCAGAAGCAAGGAUGAGGAUGCGAAAUAUUGGUAGAGAAACACCAACUUCUGCAGGACCAAAUUCAUUUGGUAAAACAAAGCAAGGAUUUUGUGACUCCAAAAAAAUAUUUGAAAAAACGCUCAAAAAAGCAAUGGAGGAUGCAAAUAAAUGA